Molecule: messenger RNA, 411 nt
Organism: Camellia sinensis
Lineage: Eukaryota; Viridiplantae; Streptophyta; Magnoliopsida; Ericales; Theaceae
Source: RefSeq, a predicted model, not a curated record
AUGGCUUCAUCUUUAAUUCUGCUGGCUGCUGCUGUUGCUGCCGUGGUGGCUGAUGCUUGCUGCGGCUGCUGCUGCUCCUGCUGUGUUGCUGUUGUUGAGCGGUUCCAAGAAUUGUUUGCUCAGACAAAGUAUAAGGAGGCUGCAGAACUUGCUGCAGAGUCACCGCAGGGAAUUCUCCACACUUCUGACACUGUUGCUAAAUUUCAGAGUGUUCCAGUGCAAGCUGGGCAAACACCUCCUUUGCUGCAGUACUUUGGAACUCUUUUAACUAGGGGAAAGCUCAAUGCUUUUGAGUCAUUGGAACUAUCUCGUCUUGUUGUAAAUCAGAACAAAAAGAAUCUUUUGAAGAAUUGGUUGGCAGAGGACAAACUUGAAUGUAGCGAGGAGCUUGGAGAUCUUGUGAAGGUUUGA